Molecule: messenger RNA, 809 nt
Organism: Oppia nitens
Lineage: Eukaryota; Metazoa; Arthropoda; Arachnida; Sarcoptiformes; Oppiidae
Exons: 4
Coding region: 60-809 (249 amino acids)
Source: RefSeq, a predicted model, not a curated record
AUUUGAUAAUUAGCAAAAUUGUGAUAUAUUAAUCUAAAUUUUAAACAAAAAACAUAUAAAUGGAUAGUUAUUUGAAUUUGGUUAUUCUAUUGAGCAACAUGGCAAUUAUUGUCAGCCAACAAACAAUCGAUAUAAAAUGCAAUGAUAAAACACGUAUUUCAAUGGAUAAAAACAUCAACAAAUUAAUAGUUGUCGGACAAAAAAAUUUGAAAUUUCCUGUAAAUGAGAUUCAAUUGCGCCCAUAUUGUAACCUAGCAUUCAAAACAAUAGAUCAGGUGGGCGUCUAUAAUGAUAAAUGUUUGCCUAAAUUUGGCAGAGACUCGGCCCGUGUUAUAAUGCAUGCAAUAAGCGCUGAGUUGCGGGCCGUUUGCAAGUUGGGUCGUCUAACUAAACGCGCGCGUGAACUGUUGACUGCUGCUCCCUGUGCUAACGCGGGACUCAAAAAUUGGCAAAAAUGCUAUCAAAUACUUGUCACUAAGUUUACCGGUAUUGUCAACGCACCGGCAAAACAACGAUUACCUAUGGGUUGUUGUAAUUUUCAGCAUCUGAUCCAAUGUCUCACAGAUGAGGCCGAGAAUGUCAAGCAAUGUACCCGAAAGACCGUCGACUUUGUCCUUAAAUAUCUAAAUAAAAUGAUUGAUCCGUUGCUUAAUUUAAUAUGCGGUGAUUACGGACAACCCAGCGAUAAAUGUGAUGCAAUGGUUCGGCUCACACCUAAUAUUACGAAAGGACAGACCACUUAUAAGUCAUUUAUGAUGCCACUCAUCAAUCUUGCAAUCAGUAUUGGCGAUGACCCGGAAUUAGAGUAG